Clonostachys solani is the source of this 2685-nucleotide messenger RNA. The record is from the annotation of a GenBank genome assembly. NCBI's taxonomy places the organism in Eukaryota, Fungi, Ascomycota, Sordariomycetes, Hypocreales, Bionectriaceae.
AUGGAUUCGGCCUCGUCCUCAGACGCAGAGUCUAUCAUGUCGCCGUCCCGAAUAUCCUCGAGUGUCCCAAGCUCGCCGCCUCCCGUCAAGUCCGGAUCACCCGACGUGAAAGCCAGGCGCCCCGAUAUCGUAGAUGAAGAUGCCCUCGAAAAAGAAGAGGAGGCUGCAAGACUCGAGAACGAUAAAGAGGAUGGAAUACGAAAAAAACGAGCAUACAAGAAGAAGAAGAAGGCCGAGACCAAAGCUGAGAGGGAGGCCAAGGCACGAGAGCUGGAUGAGCUCCUGCAGAAGAGCGCCGCCUUUAGCGACAUUCUCACCAAGAAGACGCAGGUCCUCGGCCGUGUCGGAAGUAGCCUGGAUGGGAAGUCUCUGGGCGCGCAUAAUUUGGAGAUGGCGAAGCAGCCCAAAUGCAUGGUUGGAGGCACCAUGCGUGACUACCAACUGGAGGGCCUCACGUGGAUGUUUGAAAUUUGCUCUCAAGGAAUGAGCGGCAUCCUAGCCGAUGAGAUGGGCCUUGGCAAAACCGUACAGACCAUUGCCCUGAUCGCACUACUCCGAGAACAAGAAGACUACUUGGGUCCCCAUCUGAUCGUGGCGCCACUCAGUACCCUAUCGAACUGGAUGGACGAAUUUCGUAAAUGGGUACCGUCAAUUCCCGUCGUCAUGUUUCACGGGACAAAGGAAGAACGAGAGAAAAUCUUCAGAGUCAAUGUGCAGAAAAAUCUGAAAAACGGCCGACCGACGCCACAGUUCCCCGUUGUUUGCACCUCGUACGAAAUGGUCUUGAGAGAACAGGCCAGCUUGUCCAAGGUGAAUUGGGAAUUCAUAAUCAUUGACGAAGGUCAUCGCAUGAAGAAUGCCGACGCCAAGCUCUUCCAGCAAUUGAGACAGUUCCCGUCUGCCACCCGCUUGUUAAUCACUGGAACUCCACUACAAAACAAUCUAAAAGAACUCUGGUCUUUGCUUCAUUUCCUCCUUCCUACGAUCUUCACAGAUUGGGAAGCCUUCGAGUCGUGGUUUGACUUUUCGGACCUAGAGGACGAAAAAGGUACAGAAGAAUUCAUUGGGGACCAGAUGAAGCAUGACUUGGUCAAAAAGAUCCAUGUGAUUCUCCAGCCGUUGCUGCUACGCCGAAUCAAGCAAGAUGUGGCUGCGUACCUCCCUAGGAAGCGCGAGUACGUUCUUUUCGCCCCAAUGACCAAGGAGCAGACAGAUCUGUACAACGUAAUCAGCAACAAGAACAUGGAUACGAGAGCCUACCUGGAGAACAAGGCAGUGGAGAGCAUCACCAGCCGGGCAGCUUCGCAAGUAUCAAGCCGUGCUUCCUCGAGGUCGGGUACAAGGGGUACAGCCGCUAAGGGCAAGACUGGCUCCAAGAAGCAAGUAUCCCUACCAAUUCGCGAGAGCCCAAGGAAAAUCAAAGCCGAGCCUGAGCCUGUCCCUGAGUCAAAGCCCAACGUGACAAAUGCGUUCAGCCUCAUGAUGGGAAAACGCGCACCAGGCCGACCGCCCAAGGCUCAAGCAACUCCGGCUCCAGAAAAGACGCCUGCUGCCAAGAAAGGGGCCAAGCGCAAGCAGCCACCAACCCCCGUGGCGUCCCAGCCCAAGAGCGCGAGGUCUAGCAGACAUUCCACUCCUACUAGCACCCGAGCGCGAGGUCGCCCCAGUCGUACUUACAAGGAGGCCGAUUCAGAUGAAGAGAAAUUGUCCGAUGACGAGUUCGAAGCCAAGUUGGCUGAUGAGCUCGGAGCAAGCGAGGACGAAGAAGCGGACUCGACAGCUUCUCUCUCGCCUGAGGAAAUUGAGCGGGCGGAAACUCUCGAACUUGCCAAAAAACAAGUAGCACAGAAGAAGCUCGGCAAUCCCCUCGCCCAGCUCCGUCUCGUAUGCAACAGCCCACACAACUUCUACUACCCAUGGGCGACCUCGACCGACCUACCAAUGGACGAGUCCAUCGUCACGGCAUCCGGGAAGAUGCUCCUCCUGGACCGCCUCCUGCCCACCCUGUUCAAGGACGACCACAAGGUCCUGAUCUUCUCGCAGUUCACCACCCAGCUCGACAUCCUCGAGGACUACUGCCGGGAGCUCCGCGGCUGGAACGUCUGCCGCAUCGACGGCUCCGUCUCCCAGCAGAGCCGCCGCGACCAGAUCCACGACUUCAACAACGACCCGCGGCACAGGAUCUUCCUCCUGUCCACCCGCGCGGGCGGCCAGGGCAUCAACCUCGCCUCCGCCGACACCGUCAUCCUGUUCGACUCCGACUUCAACCCGCAGCAGGACCUCCAGGCCCAGGACCGGUGCCACCGCAUCGGGCAGACGCGCCCCGUCAUCGUCUACCGCCUCGCCACCAGGUCCACCGUCGAGGAGUCCCUCCUCAUGUCCGCCGACGCCAAGCGGCGGCUGGAGAAGCUCGUCAUACAAAAGGGCGGCUUCCGGACCAUGGGGCAGAAGAUGGACGGAGGGGCGGACCUCGACGCCGAGACCCUGCGCGCCCUGCUGCUCAAGGACGGCGAGGUCUACCGGACGAGCGGCGGCGACGGCGUGCUCGGCGACGACGACCUCAAGGUGCUGUGCGACCGGAGCGAGGAGGCGUACGAUAGGGCCGCGAGCGGUGAGGGCGAUGCGGAUGGUUACCGCGUUGUCGAGACUGGUGCGGACUCUAUCAAGAUGGCGCGGAAGGGCUGA